Messenger RNA from Polyodon spathula (Mississippi paddlefish), 3851 nucleotides. Its product is annotated as serine/threonine-protein kinase TAO3-like. Gene Ontology annotation, molecular function: ATP binding; protein kinase activity. Bases 284 to 3049 code for a protein of 921 amino acids. The record is from RefSeq and is a predicted model, not a curated record. The transcript has 20 exons. Gene Ontology annotation, biological process: protein phosphorylation; execution phase of apoptosis. Lineage: Eukaryota; Metazoa; Chordata; Actinopteri; Acipenseriformes; Polyodontidae.
UGUUCAUGACAUCUUCAGCCACGUGGUGGUGUUGUUUGUAUCAGUUUGGUUCCUGCGGUGUGAAAUAUUGGAGUCUUAUGUCGGAACCAAUGUAUAUAUAAAAGAAAAGUCUUUCCUUAUUUCCACAGGCUUUUAUCCACACAGGAGACUAUCAGAAAUGAAAUGCUAAAAUGAGACGGAGACACACUUGACCUGAAUAUUGAAUUUUUGCGGCCCAUUUUUAUAGGUGCUGAUUGCCAAUGUCACUCUCGUCGAUGACACCGCAGGCUGUGUUUUGGUCAUAAUGCCGUCAUCGUCACGGAAAGUUGCUGCGAAGGACCCGGAGGCAGCUGACCUGUUCUUCAAAGAGGAUCCAGUGGAGCUCUUUUCUGACUUGCAUGAAAUUGGCCAUGGAAGUUUCGGGGCAGUUUACUUUGCCAGAAAUUCUCGCACAAAUGAGGUGGUGGCGAUCAAGAAGAUGUCUUACAGUGGGAAGCAAACCACAGAGAAAUGGCAGGACAUCAUCAAAGAAGUGAAGUUUUUGGUUCAGCUCAAGCACCCGAACACCAUACAGUACAAAGGCUGCUACCUGAAAGAGCACACUGCCUGGUUGGUCAUGGAAUACUGCCUGGGAUCAGCUUCUGAUUUAAUAGAGGUUCACAAGAAGCCGCUUCAAGAAGUAGAAAUUGCUGCCGUUACCCAUGGUGCCUUGCAAGGUCUGGCUUACCUGCAUUCCCAUAACCUGAUUCACAGAGAUGUCAAAGCUGGAAAUAUUUUACUGACAGAGCCAGGCCAGGUGAAACUGGCAGACUUCGGCUCUGCUUCUAUAGCCUCUCCUGCCAACUCCUUUGUGGGAACGCCUUACUGGAUGGCCCCUGAAGUAAUCCUGGCUAUGGAUGAAGGAGAGUACGAUGGGAAAGUGGAUGUGUGGUCUCUGGGAAUCACUUGCAUCGAGCUGGCUGAGCGCAAGCCUCCACUUUUCAACAUGAACGCAAUGAGUGCCUUGUAUCACAUAGCCCAGAACGACUCCCCUGCACUGCAGUCACAUGAGUGGUCCAAUCCUUUCCGAAGUUUUGUUGAGGACUGCCUACAGAAAAUUCCUCAGGACCGACCAUAUUCGGCUGAUCUGUUACAGCAUGCCUUUGUUAUCCGGGAACGGUCCCCGACGGUCCUGACCGACCUCAUACAGCGGACAAAAGAUGCCGUCCGAGAGCUCGACAACCUUCAGUAUCGAAAAAUGAAAAAGAUCCUUUACCAGGAGAGGCACAACGGGCCACUGACAGAGUCCCAGGAGGAAGAGGAGGUGAGGAUAACGAACCACCAGCACAAGACGAUGCAGCAGACACCUGCGCAGUUCAUCAAGGACUGCGAACACGCAAGCAGCAAGAUGAACAGCCUGGGCAGCAACCACUCCAUCCCCAGCACGUCGGUGAGCACGGGGAGUCAGAGCAGCAGUGUGAACAGCAUGCAGGAGGUGGUGGACGAGAGCAGCUCUGACAUAGCCAUGAUGCACGACUACGACAGCACCUUGGAGUCUGAGCCCUCCGCCGUGCCCAGAAAGGAUCAUGUAUUCGUAAGGGAUGAAGCAAGCUACAGGGAUCCCAGGCCUGAGCUGCGGCCUACCUUGUCUGUCCAGAGCCAGGCCCACAACUACAAGAACCGAGAGCGCUUUGCCACAAUCAAAUCUGCGUCUUUGGUUACGAGGCAGAUCCAUGAGCAUGAGCAGGAGAACGAGCUGCGGGAACAGAUGUCAGGAUACAAGCGGAUGCGACGCCAGCACCAGAAGCAGCUGAUCGCUCUGGAGAACAAGCUGAAGGCCGAGAUGGACGAGCACCGCCUCAAGCUACAGAAGGAGGUGGAGACUCACGCCAACAAUGCGUCCAUCGAACUCGAGAAACUGGCCAGGAGACAUGCCCUGUACACCGACAAAGAGAUAAAAACAGCGUCGGCAGAUGAGAAAAAGUUCCAGCAGCAGAUCGUGGCCCAGCAGAAGAAGGAGCUCACCAACUUCUUAGAUAACCAGAAGAAGCAGUACAAGAUGUGCAAGGAAAAGAUAAAAGAGGAGAUGAAUGAAGACCACAGCACACCCAAGAAGGAGAAGCAGGGGCGCCUGUCCAAACACAAGGAGAACAUGCAGCACUCGCAGGCAGAGGAUGAGGCCCAGCUGCUGAGUCAGCAGAGAGUGUACUACGACAGGAACUGCCGCUCCUUCAAACGAAAGAUCAUGAUCAAGAGGCACGACUUCGAGCAGGAGCAGAUAAGAGAGAACCAGGAACUCAAUAAGAAGAAGACCCAGAAGGAGAUGGAGCACGCCAUGCUGAUCAGACACGACGAGUCCACCCAGGAGCUCGAGAACCGGCAGCUGAAGACGCUGCAGAAGCUGAGGAUGGACCUGAUCCGCCUGCAGCACCAGACUGAGCUGGAGAACCAGAUUGAGUACAACAACCGGAGAGAGAGGGAGCUGCACAGGAAGCACGUCAUGGAGCUGCGACAGCAACCCAAGAACCUGAAGGUCUUGGAGAUGCAGAUUAAAAAGCAGUUCCAGGACACGUGUAAAGUGCAGACAAAGCAGUACAAAGCGCUCCGGAACCAUCAGCUGGAGGUCUCUCCGAAGAGCGAACACAAGACCAUACUGAAGGCACUGAAGGAAGAGCAGACGCGGAAGCUGGCCAUUCUGGCAGAGCAGUACGAACAAAGCAUCAAUGAGAUGAUGGCCUCGCAAGCACUGCGACUGGACGAGGCCCAGGAAGCAGAGUGCCAAGCAUUGAAACACCAGCUUCAGCAGGAAAUGGAGCUGCUCAACGCCUACCAGAGCAAGAUCAAAAUGCAAACCGAAGCGCAGCACGAGAGAGAGCUGCAGAAACUGGAGCAGAAGGUGUCCCUGCGGAGAGCCCACCUUGAACAAAAGAUUGAAGAGGAGCUGGCUUCACUUCAGAAGGAACGCACAGAAAGGAUCAAGUAUCUGCUGGAACGGCAGGAAAGGGAGAUCGAAACCUUUGAUGUGGAAAGCGUCCGACUCGGGUUCGGAAACUUGGUGACUUUGGACUAUCCUAAGGAGGACUAUAGAUGAAAUAGAUCUGCCAUAAAAAAAAAAAAAAAACCUUCAACCCUUCACACGGAAAGACGGGCUCUCUCCUACUGACGUCACCUCUGGACCAGUGCCUGUACAGUCCUUAAUAAGCAGGGCACUCUUGUAACGUUACAAGUCAAUGCUGGAUAACUAGCGUUGUCUUUAACACAAUGGCAAAGUUUUGAUGUUCAUGUGCAAUGAUACUUUUGGUGAAACUGAAAAAAAAAAAAAGUGGAUGUGCAUUGCUUAACGAUCAUGCAUUAGAAAUUAUGUGUCAGUCUGUGCAAAAAAAGACAUUCUCCUGCAGCCUUAUCUUCUACGCUGCUUCUAUCUUGGUAUUUGUUCAUCAGGAAAAAUUUUAUUAAGAUUGAGCAAUUUGAUACGUUUAAAUAUGAACUCAUGAUGUACAUAUCAAUAGAUACGGACGUUACUUCUGGGAAAUUGUGAUUUAACAAAUGCUGGCUAAAGUAACUCGGGGCUCGCAUUGAACUGUAUCAUAAUAAUGUUCUGCUGUAGCAGGAUAUGUGAAUACCACACAUGCGGGAGACCCGGGCAGCACAUACGGCUUGGAACUGUUAGUGUAUUUUGUGUAUAGAAGGAUUUAUGGAGAGCUUUUACUUAUUUUCAUAUUGUAUUUUAACUGGUCCUCAAAUCGAUUUUUUAAAAAUAUUUUUUGUUUUGUUCAGUAUUUGGAGCUCUAGAUCUUCUAUUGGAAUUUUUCAUCCUAGAUCAUAGUAUUGCUUUAUCCACACUUUCAAGCUGUGUAUUUUCUUACAAUAAAACGAAUCAGUACAAUGCUUUA